This is a messenger RNA of Trichomonas vaginalis G3, 879 nucleotides long. RefSeq lists its product as uncharacterized. NCBI's taxonomy places the organism in Eukaryota, Parabasalia, Trichomonadida, Trichomonadidae. The record is from RefSeq and is a predicted model, not a curated record. The transcript has a single exon. The annotation marks the transcript as partial.
AUGGCUGAUUCAAGAGUUCGCAAGAAUGCAACAGAACCAAUCAAUACAUACUCAUUCAUUCGUGGAAGUUACGACUCGACCAUAACCAGAACAGUGAAUGAUAUAUUAAAUGAUUUGAAUAUUAAGGUAAGAGUUGAACAGAAGAACGAAGAAAUAAAGACUAUCAUGAAUGAAAACAAAGAUGUAAACAUUGACGAUAAACUUGCCCAGAGCAUAGUUGAUGGCAUCUGUGAUUUUGAAGUACAUAAUGACGGUGGAAAUAUGAAUUUAGAAAAAGAAGUUACAUUAUUCACACUGUUUCAAGCUAUUAAUUCGUUACCUAAUCAUUUAAUUAAUGAAGCAUACGAUAACGUUUAUAACUUCUGCAAUUUAACUGAAAAUGCAAAAAGUAAUUUUGAAAAAGCACGUAAUAGAUAUGCACAUUUAAUGACUUCUCCAUUUGUUUUAGUGAAGAUUCUAAAAAUAUAUCAAAAGGAAUAUUAUGAUGAAUAUGUUUUACCUUUAUUACGUAAGCCAAAAAUAACAUUUGAUAUCAAACUUGACGACUCGUUUUUGAUAACAGAUAUUAGACGCAAGGCUGAAAAUCAUCAGUAUAAAAACAGUUCUGAAGUAAUUGAGGAUUUAUCACGUGUAAUCCGUUUUGUAGAUUGUGGAAAUAAAUAUUUCAUUCAAAAAGAUUACAACAUACACGAUAAAAUGAAUCAAAUAUCAUUCGUUCUUCAAUCAAACAUGAAAGAGUCACUCAAAAUGAUUAAAUUAUUUAAAGAAGAAGGUAAAACAAUAACAGCAUGGGAUGUACUACUAAAUCAAUUAUCCUCAUUAACCGUUAAGGGUGUUUGCUUUAAAUCUGAUUCCCCCGAUGUUUUCUCACGUUUCAUG